AUGGGAGUCAAGAGAAUACCACUGACCCCCCUUCUCGAACUCCUCGAAGACCAACCUGGGAAGGAUAUGCAGGGAACACCACAACCCAAAGCUCCUUCCCCGCCACCUCGGCCUCUGACUAUCCAGACCAGGUCAUCUUCCACCAAGUCACAGCCACAAUCCCCCCAUCCCGCACUUCCUGCUCCCUCCCAACCAGCUCGGCUUCCUCGACCUGAAGGCACUGACCCAAAGAGAAAGAGGAGUCCCAAGGGUAAGGGAGUCAUGGACAGGGGAAAAUCCCAACCUCCCAAGGAGAAGGAGGAGGCCCCGCGUACCAAACAACUGAAAAUUGGACAUCAGAGCAAGGGCAAAGAAGCUGAAGCCCAAUCCAUCCAAGGCAAGGGAAAGGGGAUAGAGGCCGAGUCUCUGCCGAGUGCCUGGCUUCCUGCCCCAAUGAUUCACGGGGGUCCACUACUGGAAACGGCAUCCCUGAGGGACCUUGGAGAUGGCGAGGGUGGCUACGUGGCAAACGCGUUAGGGAGAACCAUGCUACUCCCUAACGACAUGGAUGAGCUGAGGAGAAUGAGGAUGCAGGAGGCUCUCCAAGCAACCUAUAGGAUGGAGGAAGAGGUGAAUAACAGGAGUAAGGCGGUCGAGAACGAACGCAAGAAGCGUAUAACGGCCUCGAAGACUCUCGAAGCCUCUGAGGAUGAACUUGCCAAGGUCAAGGCUGACUUAACAAUAACUAUCCGCGAGAGGGAUAACGUCUCGGCGGGCCUAGCUAGCGCCCAGAAACAGGCCCAGGACCAAACAAAGCGCGUACUUGAAGCCGAGGACCAGUUGCGAAUAGCCAAAGAUCUGAUCGAGGGUUUAAAUAAGCAACUGGCCGCGGCUGUUUGGGAAGAAGCAUUGAAGAGAGCCGGGGUGGACGCUUCAUCUGAUUUGUGGAAGCCGGAGAGCAUUUUCUACCCUAAGGCCAUCCGCGAGGCCACUUCCACCAGCUCCGUGGCUACGGAUGACCAACCCGAGGAAGAGGUCACCCCGCCGGAAGACUUACAGGCCAGCGUUUCUUCUAGCAAGGCGCCCAAAGAGGGAGAACUUCAGGACGUGAUAGUGAUAUCUCAGCACAUAGAUCCUGAGGCACCUAAAGAGGUUAUUGAGCCCGUGGUUGGCAUUCAGGUGUCUAGUACGGAGGAGCCAACCACACUUGCCCAGCCGCCACAGGCAAUUCCCCUUGCUGUGGUGCCCCGGAGUACCAGUGCUGACCCUGUUCAGCCUUCCUCAGAAGGGACCAUCCCCCCGGGCGUCGAAGCUGAUCCUGCUUCUUCCUCUCAGGACGUGACCGGCGAGAAAGUAAAAAAGUAG
Quercus lobata is the source of this 1344-nucleotide messenger RNA. RefSeq lists its product as uncharacterized. The record is from RefSeq and is a predicted model, not a curated record. NCBI's taxonomy places the organism in Eukaryota, Viridiplantae, Streptophyta, Magnoliopsida, Fagales, Fagaceae. The transcript has 3 exons. The coding region runs from base 1 to 1344 and encodes 447 amino acids.